Molecule: messenger RNA, 747 nt
Organism: Mustela erminea (ermine)
Lineage: Eukaryota; Metazoa; Chordata; Mammalia; Carnivora; Mustelidae
Gene: PGLYRP1
Product: peptidoglycan recognition protein 1
Exons: 3
Coding region: 85-675 (196 amino acids)
Biological process (GO): detection of bacterium; peptidoglycan catabolic process; innate immune response
Molecular function (GO): zinc ion binding; N-acetylmuramoyl-L-alanine amidase activity; peptidoglycan immune receptor activity
Source: RefSeq, a predicted model, not a curated record
CCCUCCCCGCUGCCGGGCCCCAGCAGAUAAAGGUGGCCCGGGCCAGCCUCGAGCUCCUAGCUGUGCCUGCGUGCCUCACCUGCUAUGUCCGCCCCCUGUGCGCUGCUCACCUGGGCCCUCCUGGCUCUCUUCAGCCUCGGGCUCGGGGUGCCUGGAGAAGACCUCCCUUGCUCCUGCUGCCCCAUAGUGCCCCGGAGAGAGUGGAAGGCCCCGGCAUCCAAGUGCGUGGAUAAGUUGAAACUGCCCGCACGCUACGUGGUGGUGUCGCACACGGCCGGCAGCCCCUGUGACAGCCCAGCCUUGUGCCUGAACCAGGUCCAGAACGUGCACAACUACCACACGGGGAUGCUGAACUGGUGUGACGUGGGCUACAACUUCCUGAUUGGAGAAGAUGGGCUUGUGUAUGAAGGCCGGGGCUGGGACACCAAGGGUGACCACACAGGCAAGAUCUGGAACCCUAUCUCCAUUGGCAUCUCCUUCAUGGGUAACUAUAUGGAGCGGUCACCUCCACCCCGGGCCCUCAGGGCGGCCCAGAGUCUGCUGGCUUGUGGUGUGGCUCAGGGAAAGCUGAGUCCCAGAUAUGAGGUCAAAGGACACCGGGAUGUGCAGCGGACACUCUCUCCAGGUGACCAACUCUAUGAGAUCAUCCAGACUUGGCCACACUACCACGAGUGAGACCCUGUCUACCUCCUCCACACCCAGAAACCCCACCACCGACCCUCCAAUAAAGGAGUAGCUCAAACUGCG